AUGGCGACCGCAAUGGCUCAGGCAGCCGCUGGCAACACCACCUUCAAGGACAAGGAGAAGCCCAUGGCGGUGCGGCAAUCCAACAUUCUCGCAGCUCGGGCCGUCGCUGAUGCCAUCCGGACGUCUUUGGGGCCCAGGGGUAUGGACAAGAUGAUCCAAACUCCCAAGGGAAACACCAUUAUCACCAACGAUGGAAACACCAUGCUGCGGGAUAUGAGCGUUAUGCACCCGGCUGCUCGCAUGCUGGUCGAUCUCAGUGCCGCACAGGAUGUCGAGGCUGGUGAUGGAACAACAUCGGUCGUCGUCAUUGCUGGCAGUCUGCUCGGUGCUGCCGAACGGUUGCUCUCCAAGGGUCUUCACCCCACCGUCAUCUCCGAGUCCUUCCAGCGCGCUGCCACUGCCGCCGUCGAGAUCCUCCACAACAUGUCUCGCCCUAUCAACCUCACCGACCGUGCUACCCUCCUGCAAGCAGCCUCGACCUCCCUCUCUUCGAAGAUUGUCUCCCAGCACUCCGGUCUGUUGGGUCCCAUGGCCGUCGACUCCGUGUUGAAGAUUGUUGACACCAAGACUGCCGAGAAUGUUGACCUGCGCAACAUUCGGAUUGUGAAGAAGGUUGGCGGUACUAUCGAGGACAGCGAGAUGGUGGAUGGUUUGGUGUUGAACCAGCCUGUGAUCAAGAGCAGCGGUGGGCCUACAAGAAUUGAGAAGGCCCGGAUAGGACUUAUUCAGUUCCAGCUGAGCCCGCCCAAGCCUGACAUGGAGAACCAGAUCGUCGUGAACGACUACCGCCAGAUGGACAAGAUCCUGAAGGAGGAGCGCCAGUACUUGCUGAACAUGGUCAAGAAGAUCCAAAAGACCAAGUGUAACGUGCUGCUGAUCCAGAAGUCUAUUCUCCGUGACGCCGUCAACGACCUUUCCCUGCACUUCCUUUCCCGCCUGAAGAUUCUGGCCAUCAAGGAUAUCGAGCGUGAUGAGGUUGAAUUCCUGUGCAAGAGUCUUGGCUGCAAGCCCGUUGCCAACGUCGACUCUUUCACUGAGGACAAGCUUGGUACCGCCGACCUCGUCGAGGAGGUACAAGCCUCCGGCGCCCGCUACGUCAAGGUCACCGGAAUUAAGCAGCAGCCCACCACUGUCAACACUCAGACUGUUUCAAUUGUGGCUCGUGGUGCCAACAGCCUCAUUCUGGAUGAGGCUGAGCGUUCGCUUCACGAUGCUCUCUGCGUCAUUCGCUGUCUCGUUAAGAAGCGUGCUCUGAUUGCCGGUGGAGGUGCCCCCGAAGUUGAGGUCGCGCACGCACUCGCAAUGCGGGCCCGUGAGCUGACCGGCACCGAGUCUAUCUGCUGGAAAGCAUUCGCCGACGCCAUGGAGGUUAUUCCAACCACUCUCGCUGAGAACGCCGGUCUCAACUCCAUCAAGGUGGUUACCGAGCUGCGCCACCGUCACGCACAGGGCCAGCACAAUGCUGGUGUCAGCAUCCGCAGCGGCGGUGUUAAGGACGAUAUUACCGAGGAGAACAUCCUGCAGCCUCUGCUCGUCAGCACCAGCGCUAUUGAGCUGGCUGCUGAGACGGUGAAGAUGAUCAUGAGAAUUGACGACAUUGCUCUGUCGCGGUAA
Molecule: messenger RNA, 1614 nt
Organism: Penicillium canariense
Lineage: Eukaryota; Fungi; Ascomycota; Eurotiomycetes; Eurotiales; Aspergillaceae
Product: chaperonin-containing T-complex subunit CCT4
Exons: 7
Coding region: 1-1614 (537 amino acids)
Biological process (GO): protein folding
Cellular component (GO): chaperonin-containing T-complex
Molecular function (GO): ATP binding; ATP-dependent protein folding chaperone; ATP hydrolysis activity
Source: RefSeq, a predicted model, not a curated record